Molecule: messenger RNA, 663 nt
Organism: Miscanthus lutarioriparius
Lineage: Eukaryota; Viridiplantae; Streptophyta; Magnoliopsida; Poales; Poaceae
Source: the annotation of a GenBank genome assembly
AUGCCUAAGAUAGAAGAUUUCUUCAUUGCCAGAAAUCAGCUAGCAUUCACAAUGUGCUGUGCCAAAUGUCUUAUGGUUUUCGCACUCAAGUUACCUCAUAUGGGUGUUAUGAUAUCAAUGGAUAUAGAUUUCGCUCUGAGAAAUAUGAGAAAGGAAGACCAGGAUGAUCCAACACCUAAUGGAUUGAGGCGCAUAGAAGACCUAGGUUUGGUAGAGAUAAAGCAUGCAGCAAGAUUAAAAAGUUUUGACCCAUUUGUGAUGGCUAGUCAAGUUACUCAAGUUUACUAUUUGUCGUACCCAUGCAAGAACAAGGAGUUGUCACCAUGGUGGGUUGUGUAUCAGGUUGCUCCACAUGGAUGUGUACCCCUAAAUACCGAUAAUAUUGAGUCAAUGAGUUCUGAAGGGCCAAUACAUGAUGUCUAUCAAGAGGAAGGAUUAGAUGGUACCUUUGUUAUUGAUUUGGGGGAUGCAUUGGACACCAUAAUCUCAUUGGGCUCUGACGAGAUAGCUAACCCAAAAGACUUAGAAACAAUAGAGAAAGCUGCUGUUGAAGAUGAAGGAUAUAAUGAAGAAGAUAUCGAGGAAGAGUACGAAAGCACAGAAGAAGAGGAGGAACUAAUGGAUGAAGAGGCUGAGGAGACUUAUGAUCCAAAUGAUUUCUGA